AUGAGGCCGUGGCAAGCAGCGUCGGCAUCAGCACAGGCAGUGCAAGUGCGGUCGUACAACUUACGAAGGGUGAUCCCUUGGUUUCGCGUGAGAACUAAUGUCCUGAAGCAGGAGACGAAGAUGCGGACGACAAAGAACCGAAAUCAUGCAGAGGUUCUGAAGCGAUUUCGCUUGACACGUUUCGGAUGGGAACGUCGGCGCGCACAUCUUCGAGAUGGGAAAAAGCGCAGGCGGAGUCCGCAACAAAAGAGGAACACGAACAAGAUAGACUUCGUCCACCGCCACGACAUGCUCAAGAUGGUUCGAACGGCCACGUACUUCAAAUUGCGUAUUCGCGAUUUUCCGAAGGAUCCGAAUCCGAACAUCAAAUCAACUCGCGCAAUAGUUGGGAGCCACUUCGGGUAG
Messenger RNA from Symbiodinium sp. CCMP2592, 405 nucleotides. The record is from the annotation of a GenBank genome assembly. NCBI's taxonomy places the organism in Eukaryota, Dinophyceae, Suessiales, Symbiodiniaceae.